GGGGCGCCCCGGGGCCGACGGGUCUGAGCUGAGGUUUGUGUACUUAGGAAAUCUGAAGCAGUUCUCCUCAAACCAAACAGAACUCAUAGGUUGCCAUGUUCAUGUUGCUUGCAUUUGGAUUGCUACUGCAAGAAAUUCUGGCUAAUUCCCAAGCUGAAAAUCUUACUGAAUUAAAAAACAUUCCAGAAGAGCCACUAUACGGCUACAAAGCUAUCAACUUGCCAGAUGAGCAUAUUCCGUACUUUCUGCACAAUAAUCAGCAUAUCGCUGGCAUCUGUAAGCAGGACUCUCAUUGCCCAUAUAAAAAAUACUUGAAGAAACUAAAAUCCUGCUGGGGUUAUGAGAAGUCUUGCAAAUCAGACUACAGGUUCAGUUACCCAGUGUGUGAUUAUGUUGAAACUGGAUGGGCAAGCGACAUUGAGACAGCCCAACAGAUAUUCUGGAAACAAGCUGACUUUGGUUACAUUCGAGAGAGGCUCAAUGAAAUGAAAACCCAUUGUAAGCCUGCAGCAACAGGAGAUUCAUCUCUGACCUGUUCUCAGUACCUUCAGCAUUGCAGAGCGACAAACUUGUACAUUGAUUUACGAACUGUAAAGAGAAACCACGACAGAUUCAAAGAAGACUUUUUCCAGAAGGGAGAAAUUGGAGGUCAUUGCACCCUUGACGUUCAAGCAUUUUUGGCUGAAGGUCAACGCAAGAGCCCUCUGCAGUCUUGGUUUGCAGAACUCCAGACAUUUACUGCAUUAAACUUCAGGCCCCUAGAAGAUGAGAAGUGUGACGUUGUUAUUGAAAAGCCAACAUACUUCAUGAAAUUAGAUGCAGGUGUGAAUAUGUACCAUCACUUCUGUGAUUUCGUCAAUCUUUAUAUUACACAACAUAUCAAUAAUUCCUUCAGUACUGAUGUCAACAUAGUCAUGUGGGACACUAGCUCAUAUGGCUAUGGUGACCUGUUCAGUGAGACAUGGAAGGCAUUUACUGACUAUGAAAUAAUACACUUGAAAACCUUUGACUCUAAAAGGGUAUGCUUUAAAGAAGCAGUCUUCUCAUUACUGCCUCGAAUGCGGUAUGGCUUGUUUUAUAACACACCAUUGAUCUCUGGCUGUCACGGCACAGGGCUAUUUAGAGCAUUUUCUCAGCAUGUGUUACACAGAUUAAAUAUCACACAAGAAGGACCCAAGGAUGGGAAAAUUCGAGUCACAAUACUUGCACGCAGUACAGAUUACCGGAAAAUAUUAAACCAGAAUGAGCUUGUGAAUGCUUUGAAAACAGUAUCAACGUUGGAGGUCAAAGUGGUAGACUACAAAUACAAGGAACUUGAAUUUUCAGAGCAAUUGAGAAUUACCCACAACUCUGAUAUAUUCAUUGGGAUGCAUGGAGCUGGACUUACCCAUUUGCUCUUUCUACCAGACUGGGCUGUUGUUUUUGAACUAUACAAUUGUGAAGAUGAACGUUGUUACCUGGAUUUGGCAAGGCUGAGAGGCAUCCACUACAUCACUUGGCGAAAAAGGAAUAAAGUAUUCCCUCAAGAUCAGGGACACCACCCAACGCUGGGAGAACAUCCAAAAUUUACAAACUACUCCUUUGAUGUGGAAGAAUUUAUGUACUUGGUGCUUCUGGCUGCAAAUCAUGUUUCACAGCAUUCCAAGUGGCCAUUUAGGGUAAAACAUGAUGAAUUCUAAAUUAGACUUCUGACUAAAAUAUUAUUUUUAAAUAAUGCUCCGUAAAAAUACUGUAACAACAUAAAGCAAAAUGCUGGUGUGAAACGUGUAAACCUCUACGAGGGAAAUAACCCAUUAUUAACUUGUCAGACCACUUCUUCGCACCAUACCUUAUCUUUAUAAUCCCUCUCUUCAAUUCUGGGAGGUUUUGAUAUGUAAAAACUAUUUUUCAGAACUCUUUUUGGGUUUUGCACUGUAUUUUUGCAUUCCAAAUUCUGAAAUACUUGUCUUUAUACAAAGAUAUGUCCAUCCAUUUCAUGUAAGAUUUUCUGGGGUAGAUACUAAUCUUGUAAUAAUUUAUGCCUACUAUUAUGUGAGGAAAUGCUAGAGGAUGGAGAGUGUUACAGCUUGGUUUCUCAGGAUAGUCUCUCUGGGAAUGAACUAGGCCUGUCAGAGCUCCUCGGUUCCUCUUGUUAAGAAGCUAGAUGCUUUUAUACUACAGUCCUGUACCUGUAAGUAAAAAUCUGAAUAGGAAUUGCUUUCCUAUUGUAAGACGCUGCCCAGUAUGUCAUUUGCAGUCAAGUUACGUGACGCAGUGGUUCCAGGAUGGCUGGUUAGUUCCUUUCCGUCACCAUCCGUGUCAUUGCUGUGCUUGUCCCUCUGUUGUUUCUAGGUUUGAAGAUCUUCCUUUGUAUAAUAGUGGUUGUAAGAAUGAAGUGGUUAAGCAAGCUUUAACUUCUGUUGUUUGGUACAACAGAUACUGCAGACUUCUAUUUCAAGUUUAGAAACAUUUUCAAGUUAGAGAGCAGUACGUCUUACGUUUUUGCAUUUAAAUAUAAACUUUGACUCUUCUCCCUCUGGUUUUAAAUGCUAAAAUAUAACAGGUCUGCUCAGUAGGUUUCGUCAGUCUUCUAUCUCUAAGCAGGUAAAUCUUUUCCUAAGUGAAUACUUAAAACAUCAGGUAAUCUGGGUGUUUCCUACUUCUUCACGUAAAACAGCACUCUGUAAUGGAAAAAAUGAGCAAAUUGGAAUAAAACUUGAGUCUUUUUGAGGAUGCUAAAGGGGAUGGCCUUCUAGUUUUUAUGACAAAUGAUAAGAUGUAUAGGGUGUCUUUCAGCUGCAGCUGAAAGGAAAUGAAGUCAUGAGGAACCUUGUUCUUGGAGCCAUUAAAAGCCUAAUCUAGUAAUAUUCUUGUUUUCUCAAAAUGUCGAAGAGUCAAUCUAGAAAACGUUUGAAAAUCCUUCCAAAGCCAGUAGCAUAGUUCACUGUUUUCAGUGAAAGACAUAUUAAGCCAAAGCCGAGCUCUUUAUAAAAUUCCCUCUGGAGCUGAUACGUUGGUGCUAGUGGGGGGAAAAAAAGGGAGUACUUCUGUUGUCUUAAGUGGGGCCAGAAGGAUGUGUGGAAGAAUCAAGUUCAGUGAGAUAAAAAACAGACUUCUAUGUUAAAUUAUGGAUUUUUUUUGAGAAUGUAUUCCCAUGAUAGACUUGCAGUAUAAUCAUACAGUCUCAGAGCAUACAUUUGUAUGCGAAAGCAAGACAGUUACAGUAAAUGUAAACAUUUCACUGGUAUAAUUGUAGAUAUUAUUGACUUCCAUUCUCCAACAGUCAUAGGCAAUUUCACAGAGUGUAGGUACAUUUACUGACCUGCCUAUACUGGUAAAGAUGAGUUACUGUAAGCAUAAUUUUCAUAUAGAUCUCGCAUGACCUUAAGCAGUGCAUAGGAAAAGCUAGAUAUAGCCGAUACCUUACGGAAUCUCGUGUAUCUGGUGCAAUUCUUAGUGUAGUGUGUUGUUUUACUGACGGAUAAUACUAUUUUACUUUAAAGAACCAUAGAAGCAAAAUUGCACUUCUUGACAUGAGGGGAAAAAAAAAAAGCCCUUGAGAAAUACAAUUUCCUCUACUUGUGUGUGUGUGUGUGGUUUUUUUACCUUGUGGGAUUUUUAAAGAAAAAAAAUGUAUAAAACGUAAGUCAGUAAAAUGUCUGAGUUCGAAUGAAACCAACUCAAAAUAAAGAAGACGUUUAACUAUGAACUAUGCACAGAUAUUUGAUAAUUUUUUUAAUAAAAAGCUUUUUAAUUAAAAAAAAAGUGUAAAAUUUUGGUCAUAGUUUGCCAGGUUUGAGGCAAAUGUUUUAAAUACUGUUAAUUGCAUAGAGUCAUGUGUCUCUGCUUUUUCCUGCCAUGACAACCUGAUGUUCUGCGGUCCAAACUGAUGUUCAGAUUUAUUUAUCUGGGAAUAACACCGUCAUCUUGCGCUGAUGGCUUUGUUGCCAGGCAUUUUAAGAUCAGUUUGUGGAAAACAUUGGCGUAUGUUUAACUUUCUGUGCUGCAGAUGAUGCUGUUGAAGCCGGGGUGUGAAAGCAGGCAUGUGCUUGAAUCUGUACAGAAGCAGCUAAUGAGGAGCUUCUCUUUCAAGCUAUGUUAGGACUCACUAAAACAAGUGGUCGAACAUAUGCCUGAAUGCGUGGAGGAGAGGCUGUGGGGACUUAAUCCAAGGGCAAAAUAUACUGCCAACAUUCACCAGUUUCAGCAAACUUGAGUGCAGCGUUGACAGUUGAUGGCCAACAUACCGUUCAGCCUUUAUGGCUUAAUAUUACUGGGACGAAAAUACUGUUUUGGUUGAUUAGCUUUACAAAUAGUCGCAAAAUUAUCUUGGCAGCAGAAAGAGGUUCGGUUGCAUUAAUGGGAUUUUGCCAAUAAAUCCUGAGAGAGUUUGGACAACAGCAAAGAUCUGGCUGGUGACUUUCUUAAAGAGGGUCUGGGCUGUCUCAGUCUGCCUGGAAAUUGGAAUUUGAGGGAAUCCAUGAGACUUUUGGGCCACUUGUUCUUUAGGCAGAGUAUAGGUCUGGAUUAUAUUUUCCUAACAGACUAUAGGAAUCUUGUUCCUUGCUACUUUGGAUUUUUUUUUUUUGUCUCUCUGGUUUACUGAAGUUUAGAGUCUGUGUUUAACUGGCACAUUGGCAUCAGCGUGAUGAAUUUAGUUUUGGGACUUAAUGAACGUUGCCAAUCCUGAAUGCUUACAGGAUUGCCUGUGUUUCAUGUACAAUGUAAACUGAGAGCUGGAUUUGAAAUAAAAAAUAAUUUAUGGAUGCA
This is a messenger RNA of Gymnogyps californianus (California condor), 4749 nucleotides long. RefSeq names its product EGF domain specific O-linked N-acetylglucosamine transferase (gene EOGT). The coding region runs from base 96 to 1679 and encodes 527 amino acids. Gene Ontology annotation, molecular function: protein N-acetylglucosaminyltransferase activity. The record is from RefSeq and is a predicted model, not a curated record. Lineage: Eukaryota; Metazoa; Chordata; Aves; Accipitriformes; Cathartidae. Gene Ontology annotation, cellular component: endoplasmic reticulum lumen. The transcript is spliced from 17 exons.